Chroicocephalus ridibundus (black-headed gull) is the source of this 1654-nucleotide messenger RNA. It is a transcript of the gene CNBP, whose product is annotated as CCHC-type zinc finger nucleic acid binding protein. The coding region runs from base 272 to 790 and encodes 172 amino acids. Gene Ontology annotation, cellular component: cytoplasm. Gene Ontology annotation, biological process: positive regulation of cytoplasmic translation. The transcript is spliced from 6 exons. Gene Ontology annotation, molecular function: zinc ion binding; translation regulator activity; mRNA binding. NCBI's taxonomy places the organism in Eukaryota, Metazoa, Chordata, Aves, Charadriiformes, Laridae. The record is from RefSeq and is a predicted model, not a curated record.
GGGGGGCAGAGCGCGUGGGGCCGUGUGCAAACCGCGUGUGGCGCAGCCAGAAGGGAGCCGGGAGCGGGCGCGUAGAGCCGGAGCCAGCGCGGCCUACUGUCGUCCGGGCGGGCACUGCCGCGGCGGGGUGAGCCUCCGCAGCGGGAGGCCGGCGGAGCGGCGGCCGGGCCCGGCCCCACGUGGCCGCCCACGUGUGAGGCGCGGCCGGGGACCCGGAGGGUCGAGGUGUUGCAACUAUUUGUCUCCGACCGCAGGCAAGUAAUCUGCAGCCAUGAGCAGCAACGAAUGCUUCAAGUGUGGACGUACUGGCCACUGGGCUCGGGAGUGCCCUACUGGAAUUGGCCGUGGUCGUGGGAUGAGAAGCCGUGGCAGAGCAGGCUUCCAGUUCAUGUCUUCAUCUCUCCCGGACAUCUGUUACCGCUGUGGUGAGUCUGGCCAUCUUGCCAAGGACUGUGAUCUUCAGGAGGAUGAAGCCUGCUAUAACUGCGGUAGAGGUGGCCAUAUUGCGAAGGACUGCAAGGAGCCGAAGAGGGAGAGAGAGCAGUGCUGCUACAACUGUGGCAAACCUGGGCACCUGGCUCGCGACUGUGACCACGCAGAUGAGCAGAAGUGCUAUUCUUGUGGAGAGUUUGGACACAUUCAAAAAGACUGCACCAAAGUGAAAUGCUAUAGGUGUGGUGAAACUGGCCACGUAGCCAUCAACUGCAGCAAGACCAGUGAAGUCAACUGCUAUCGCUGCGGCGAGUCAGGGCACCUUGCACGGGAAUGCACAAUUGAAGCUACAGCCUAAUUAUUUUCCUUUGUCGCCCCUCCUUUUUCUGAUUGAUGGUUGUAUUAUUUUUCUCUGAAUCCUCUUCACUGGCCAAAGGUUGGCAGAUAGAGGCUACUCCCAGGCCAGUGAGCUUUACUUGCCGUGUAAAAGGAGGAAAGGGGUGGAAAAAUCAACUUUCUGCAUUUAACUACAAAAAUGUUUAUGUUUAGUUUGGUAGAGGUGUUAUGUAUAAUGCUUUGUUAAAGAACCCCCUUUCCGUGCCACUGGUGAAUAGGGAUUGAUGAGUGGGAAGAGUUGAGUCAGACCAGUAAACCCUCUCUGGGUUACAUGGAAGUGAUCCUAUGCAGGAGGAAAGAAAUUACGGAAGUGUCUAAACUUCCUCAUAACUUUAAUUUUAUUACAAUGGCCUUGGAUUGUCUGACCUCAGUAGCUGUUAACACCAAGUAAUAUCUGUAUCGGGCCCUACCUAGAGCAUAUAGCUGAGUGGGAGUAAACAAACAAAGAUGCACAUGCCUGUUAAUGGCCAUGAGAGAGAGAGAGAGAAAUCAGGAAUAAACUUAAAAGUAACAGUAAUUCAGUCAAUGAAUGUUCAUGUUGGAGAUACAGAACGUAAUGGGAAGCUUUUGAAUAAAUAUUUCAAAGUCAAUCUGAAACCCAGACAUCAGUGCUCAUAGCAUAUACAAUUUGGAGCUAUUCAGGAGUUGCAAAUAAAUGCAUUUUCACAGAAAUCAAGAUGUUAUUUUUGUAUACUAUAUCACUUAGACAACUGAGUUUCAUUUGCUUGUAAUCAGUUUUUAAAGUAAGAUGGUAAAAGCAAUUGAAGUCCUAGAACAUAGAAAAUGUAAUUUUAAAACUAUCAAUAAAGCUGGAGGAGGAAGGGGA